AGGGCCACGUCAGGGCCCUGCGGUAGCGUCUGCACGCUGGUGAGGUCUGGCGGGCACGCGGACGCCGCCACCCCCGCCGCCAGGGGGCGCCCGCGAGAUCCCGGCGGGAGCGCGCUCCUCGUGGCCCGGAAACACGCUGGGCGCUGGAAUCGCCGCGAAGCUCUGUGAGGUGGGCCGGCGACUUGGGCUCGCAGGGAAGGGAAGGGCUGUACCGAGUCGCUGGCCCGCAUGGGGCCCGCGUGGGGCUGGGGAGGGGCGAGGCGGGCUGAGCGAGAGGCCCUGGGCGACAUGGGGCCCAGAGGUGCUGCCUUGCGCUGCCCUCCCCUCAGACGCGGUAUGUUGCCCUCGUCCCCGUGGCGGUGCGGCGCCGGCGAGGAGCAGGCGCCCGAGGAACAAGACUCCUCGAUCAGCGGUGACUCCUGUAAGGCCUGGCCCUCUGGAGAGGGAGCCGUGGGGGAGCCAGGAACACCCCCACAGGCCAGCCCGCAGUCCCUGUCCCAGAGGCCUUCCUUGACUUGGAGAGAGCAGCUGUCGCCCCAGCCUCCAUCAGGCCUGGCUGCCCAGCAGGCCCCGGGAACCUCAGUUCCCCUUCCCCCGCCGAGGGCCUGGGAGGUGGCCGCCCCAAGGAUGACCACCUUGUUAGCUCCAUGGGACCCCAACUAUGAGGCUAAAGUAGGACCUCGGCUGGAGUGGGGGCCCAGCUGGGGGUCUGGCACCUCCUUCUCAAGCCGGACCUUGUGUCAUCCCUCAUUCUGGCCAUUGUAUGGGGCAGCUGCAGGCAGAGGCCUGAGGCCCCAGGCCUCAGCAACAGGACAUCAGAAUGGAGAGCAGGCGAAUAGGGGUGCAGGGUUCCCAGUGAUGUGCAGUGAAGAAGUCUUUCUUUCAGACCCGUUGCUGCCCUAUGGGCAGCAUGUUCCCCUGUACCUGUCUGGAGACCCUGAGCAGGUUCACCAAACCCCUUACCCUGGAUGCUCCACUGCCUGGCUCAGUGGGCCUGAGCUGAUCGCUCUCACUGGCCUCCUGCAGAUGAGCCGGGGGGAGCCAAGACUCAGCUCCCUGGGGGCUCCCGCACCUCCUGCUGGUGCCCCAGACCCUGUCUCUGACCAGCCAAGCCCCAGUGGUGGCCAGAGCUGCCCUUAUUGCACUUAUCCAUCUCUCCCACAGACCCCAGACACCCAUUAUCCAUAGCCCCUCUGGGGGCAGAGUGUGUCCUUUACUUCCCCAAACAGGUUCUACUGACAAUAAAACAGUGUUGGUUUGCA
Manis pentadactyla (Chinese pangolin) is the source of this 1262-nucleotide messenger RNA. It is a transcript of the gene SAP25, whose product is annotated as Sin3A associated protein 25. The record is from RefSeq and is a predicted model, not a curated record. Bases 229 to 1188 code for a protein of 319 amino acids. Lineage: Eukaryota; Metazoa; Chordata; Mammalia; Pholidota; Manidae. The transcript has 6 exons. Gene Ontology annotation, cellular component: cytoplasm; nucleus. Gene Ontology annotation, biological process: regulation of DNA-templated transcription.